Molecule: messenger RNA, 3053 nt
Organism: Aedes albopictus (Asian tiger mosquito)
Lineage: Eukaryota; Metazoa; Arthropoda; Insecta; Diptera; Culicidae
Product: aromatic-L-amino-acid decarboxylase
Exons: 9
Coding region: 731-2653 (640 amino acids)
Biological process (GO): amino acid metabolic process
Cellular component (GO): cytoplasm
Molecular function (GO): pyridoxal phosphate binding; carboxy-lyase activity
Source: RefSeq, a predicted model, not a curated record
UGCUCCUCAUUUCAAUCUAGACAAUGUACAGAGUAGACCGCUUGAGUGUGUGAUGUGUUUAACACUUAACAAGUAAGGGAAUGCAUUUCGUAAAACUUUUUUGGACACUAUCCCGAGCAAUGAACAUGUAUUGCCAUUUUCAGAUAUCAAAUCCAGCUGCCAAAAUUUUGUCAUCCCCUUCUGACUAGGGUCCUCACGGGGAUCUAAGGUUGGGAAGCAUGAGAUGAGGUCCGCGCCGCGAUGACGACAGGUUUCCAAAGCUAGCGAGCUGCGAAUGGGUAAAUUGGUAUGCUAUAUUGGAAAGCCGUGAACGAAGUGCAAAGGGAACGGAGAAUGCCUGUUGCUCCAAAGGAAAUCCUUCCCCGAGCUGCUCCCGAAUGGGAUGGAAGGAUAACAGCCAGUCACACACCACGGUCGGUGCGGUCGGUUUUACGGUGCCAUAUAGGUCCACAGCAUCACGCCGCGGGUUCAGUAGUUCUCGGGAAGUCGGACGGAUCGGUCGCAAAAGCCUCGAAGGCUUCUUCGGAAUAACUCAACUACACUACAGUGUGGUGAUAACUGUUCUGUUGGAAUUUGGUGGUUUUUCCAAAAAUCUAGGCAGUGAUAUUCAUAAGGAUAAGGAUACCGUGACAACUGCGUGAUUGCUAGCUGGGUGUCCAAAUAAAGUCAGAAACCGAUUUGAGCGGAAAAGAAUCGAUAACCGAUACCGAACCGGCGACCUAUACCAAAUAUGGACAGCCGGGAGUUUCGCCGCCGCGGCACCGAAAUGGUCGAGUACAUCUGCAACUAUCUGGAAACGUUGGAGCAGCGCCGGGUGACGCCCAGCGUCGAGCCGGGCUAUCUCUGGCAUCUGCUGCCCGGUGAAGCUCCGGAGGACCCGGAACCCUGGGAGAAGAUCAUGGAGGACGUCGAGAGCAAAAUCAUGCCCGGGGUGACACACUGGCAGCAUCCGCGGUUUCACGCGUACUUCCCGUCGGGCAAUUCGUUUCCGUCGAUUCUGGGCGAUAUGCUGAGCGAUGGCAUCGGGUGCAUCGGGUUCUCGUGGGCUGCCAGUCCGGCGUGCACCGAGCUGGAGACGAUCGUGCUCGAUUGGUUGGGCAAAGCAAUCGGUCUGCCGGAUCACUUUCUGGCGCUGAAGCCGGGCAGCAAAGGAGGCGGUGUCAUUCAGACAUCUGCUUCGGAGUGCAUCCUGGUGACGAUGCUGGCCGCCCGAGCCCAGGCCAUCAAAUAUCUCAAGCAACAGCACCCCUUCGUCGAGGAGGGCCAUCUGCUGUCCAAGCUGAUGGCCUACUGCUCCAAGGAGGCCCAUAGCUGCGUGGAGAAGGCCGCUAUGAUUUGUUUCGUGAAAUUACGCAUUCUGGAACCGGAUGAGCAUUGCUCCCUGCGGGCCGAUACGCUGGUUCAGGCCAUGGAGGAGGAUGAACAGCAGGGCCUGAUUCCAUUCUACGUAUCGACUACCUUGGGCACUACGGGAUCCUGUGCUUUCGAUAACAUCAAUGAAAUUGGAGAAGCUCUACAGCGGUUUCCGAGCGUCUGGUUGCACGUGGAUGCCGCUUACGCUGGCAAUUCGUUCAUCUGCCCGGAACUGAAGUAUUUGCUGAAGGGUAUCGAUUACGCCGAUUCGUUCAACACCAACCCGAACAAAUGGCUACUAACGAACUUUGACUGUUCGACGUUGUGGGUUCGUGAUAGAAUUCGGCUGACUUCGGCUUUAGUGGUUGAUCCCCUCUAUCUGAAGCAUGGUUAUUCGGACUCAGCCAUCGAUUACCGUCACUGGGGCGUGCCGCUGAGUCGCCGGUUCCGGUCGCUGAAGCUGUGGUUCGUUCUGCGAAGCUAUGGGAUCUCCGGACUGCAGAACUACAUCCGGCAUCACAUCGACCUGGCGAAACGGUUCGAGCGGUUGGUCCUGAAGGACAGCCGCUUCGAAGUGUGCAACGACGUCAAACUGGGACUGGUGUGCUUCCGGCUGAAGGGGUCCGAUCGGAUCAACGAGAAGCUACUGAGCAGUAUCAACGCAUCGGGGAAGAUUCAUAUGGUACCGGCUUCGGUCAACGAGCGCUAUGUUAUUCGGUUCUGCGCCACGGCGCAGAAUGCUAUGGUGGAGGAUAUCGAUUUUGCUUGGGAUGUGAUCACCGACUUCGCGUCGGAAAUCCUCGAGAAGGAACAAGCCGACGAGGUAACGGAGAUCGUGGAUCGCCGCAAGACCCAUACCCUGGCCCAGAAACGAUCGUUCUUCGUGCGCAUGGUGAGCGAUCCCAAGAUCUACAACCCAGCCAUCAACAAGGCGCAAACCCCGCGAAUUUCAACGGACACCACAUCCCCGUCCACCGAUGGAACGGUAGUAACCGUUCAAUCGCCGAAAACUCCCGGAUCGGCUUCUUGGAUCAGUUGGCCCCUGGCAUUCCUGUUCACAAACUCUGACGAUGGGCCCAAAAAUGACAUGCCCCUGAGAUUCCGCCAUCUGGACACCAUGGUACGGUUGACCGCUUCGCGUCGCAACUCGGCUACCGGAGGGGGAUCGUCACCGUCGCCCGAGGGCGAAAACGGCAUUGUUCUGGCCAGGUCCCCCAAGCGAUCGCCGAUCAUGGUACGGAGACGAGGCGCAUCACCGAGCAAGCAAUCUAGCGACAGGAAUGGACCGACCAACAAGUAAAUGCGGGGAUCCAGUAGAAAAUGACGAUUCCACCGCAAUACCAAUCUACUCAAGACUAAAUGUGAAUGAUCGCCACCCGUAUCUUCCACGAUCGAAAGGGGAGCACGUGUUAUACACUGAGAGGAAUAAAAAUAGCACCAUCCUGUUUUGUCUAAUUCAAUCGGAUGUGAACUAAAAGUACAUUGGUUAAUCCAAAAGUUUUAAUAAAAUAUCAGUAUGAAAGUUGAUGCUAUUUUUAUUUCGUUCAGUGAUUAGGGGCAUAAUGGACACCUUAACUCUCAGGCGACGGUGCUUAAAAUUAGCGUUACACUAAUUUUCCAAGCAUCAUAUCUUCUUCGUUUUAUACCUAAAUGUAAAAAUUUUUGUAUUGCCGAAAACCUUGGGGCCUCAGCUUUCAUAA